GCGCAGCGGGCUCCGGCUCCCAGGAAGCACGCUCCCCUAGAGCCCAGCCUUUCAUUUUAAAAAGACAGAGAAGGUUCCACGCACCUGGCUCCCCGGUGCCGGGCAGCUGAGGACGGAGCAGGCCCCGGCGGCCUCGGGCAGCAGCUGGACCUCAUGGGGGGCGGGGGGGAGUGACCACAAGUUCCCCUUCUUCAGGCAAAACAAAACCGAAGCAGACGCGGGGGUUUUGCUCCGGCCGUUCCCAGGCCGCUUUCGGUUUGCCCCUGACUCGCCCGUGCCGCCUCAGCACUUUUCUUGCUGAGAAAAUGCAGAAGCUGGAGCUCCCGGCCGGAGAGGCUUCCCUUCCCCUCGGCGAGAGCAUCCCCCGGGCAGACUGUCCGCGGCUGGGAGCCUCCGCGGACCGCGCGACAUGCCGCCAGCUAACUGCUCGGAGCACAGCGUGGGGGCGGAGGCGGCCGUGGCCUCGCUGCUGGCGCUGGAGUGCGGGCUGGGCCUGCUGGGCAACGCCGUGGCCCUGUGGACGCUCCUCUUCCGCCUGAAGGUGUGGAAGCCGCCCGCCGUCUACCUGGUCAGCCUGGUCCUGGCGGACCUGCUGCUGACCCUCUGCCUGCCCUUCCUGGCCGCCUUCUUCCUGCGGCACAAGACCUGCGGCCUCGGCCGCGCGCCCUGCCGGGCCCUGUUCUUCCUGUGGCCCCUGGGCCGCGGGGCGGGCGUGGCCUUCCUCACGGCGGUGGCCGUGGACCGCUACUUCCGCGUGGUCCACCCGCGGCUCAGGGUCAACCUCCUGUCCCCUCGGGCGGCCUGGGGGGUCUCGGGCCUGGUCUGGCUCCUGAUGGCCGUGCUCAACCACCAGAGCCUGCUCGUGCCCGAGGCCGAGUGCCCGGCGUCGGACCCCAGCACGGGCGGCCCCUCCGGCCGCGCCUGGCAGGAGGCGCUGUCCUUCGCCCAGUUCAUCCUGCCCUUCGGCCUCGUCCUGUUCUGCAACGCGGCGAUCAUCCGGGCCCUGCGGGGGCGGCUCCGGGCGCCGGGCAAGCAGCCCAAGCUGCAGCGGGCCCGGGCGCUGCUGGCCGCCGUCGUGGUUCUGUUUGUGCUCUGCUUCCUGCCCAGCUUCCUGGCCCACGUGGCGCUGGCCGUGUGCCGGGGCGUGGGCGGCUGCGGGGCCCGCCGGGCCCUGGUGCUCGCGGCCGAUGUGGCCAGCAGCCUGACCGGCCUGCAGAGCGUGCUGAACCCCGUGGUGUACUGCUUCUCAAACCCCGCGUUCCGGCACUCCUACCGCAAGGUCUUCCUCAGCCUCCGGGGCCAAGGGCCGGGCACCCAGGCCCCAACCUGCGACCUCAGGGACUCGGACUCCUGAGCACGGCCCGCCCCGGGCUCGUGGGACCCCCGCCCUGGCUCCUGGGCGCCCCGGGACCUUUGUCAGGAUCCAGGCAAAGAGAAACCUCGAGACUGCGCUGCAAGGAGAGGCCACAGUCGUCAGCAAAAUGGACAUUCUUCUUCGUCUUGUGCGCCAGCACUUCCUUCGGCUGCUACACAAAACGGCCGCAGAUCAGACAGGACGCGAGGCCUCCCGGUCCCUGUGUGCGUGGCUGCCGUGACAUGGCCACACCGCAGCCCCCCAGGGCUGUCCAGGGCGGCCCCUGUGGGGGAGGAGCCGGAGGCCCUGUCAUUCUCACUCCCUCUCGUCUCCGUGAGUCACUCUCCUCUUGGCUUGUUGGUAAAUGCAAGUGUGUGCGCUUCCCGCCUGCUGCGCGGACGCACGGGGAUGGUGGGCCUGGCGGGCCAGGGAGGGCUGGGGUGGGAGGUCUGCACCCAGCGGGCUGGGCACCGGUCGGCCCAGGUUCAUGCUCGUUGCUUUGUUUGCACGACUGUCCGUUACAUCAGAGACAGCCCAGCACCCUGGUCAUUGUAACAAGCACCUUCUCACUAAACGUCUCGCAAUC
Messenger RNA from Myotis myotis, 1940 nucleotides. RefSeq names its product G protein-coupled receptor 31 (gene GPR31). Gene Ontology annotation, molecular function: G protein-coupled receptor activity. Gene Ontology annotation, cellular component: membrane. The transcript has a single exon. Gene Ontology annotation, biological process: G protein-coupled receptor signaling pathway. The record is from RefSeq and is a predicted model, not a curated record. The coding region runs from base 410 to 1354 and encodes 314 amino acids. NCBI's taxonomy places the organism in Eukaryota, Metazoa, Chordata, Mammalia, Chiroptera, Vespertilionidae.